AAAGAAAGAAAGGUACCCCGAACACCCAACAACUGCUCUCCUUUCCCCUUUAGAAAAUGGCUGAGCAUGGGGAGGCCUCCGAGGAUCGAGUUUCUGAGUUUGAUUAUGAAUAUCUCCCUGAGCUCUCUGCUCGUCUUGGGGUGGAUGCAGUUCAGCUGGCAAAGAGCCAAGAAGAAGAAGACCAUAAAGAACGGAUGAAAAUGAAGAAAGGUUUUAAUGCACAGAUGCGCAGUGAAGUCAAACGACUGAGGACUUUUGUGACCUAUGAUGCGUUCAGAUCGUGGACCCCACAGGAGAUGGCAGCUGCUGGGUUUUACUACACGGGUGUGAGACAUGGGGUUCAGUGCUUCUGCUGUAGCUUAAUCCUCUUUGGUACUAGCCUCAAGAAAGUUCCCAUAGAGAGCCACAGGAAAUUACGUCCCCAGUGUGAGUUCCUUUCGGGCAAAGAUGUUGGAAACAUUGGCAAGUACGACAUACGGGUGAAGAGUCCAGAGACACUGCCGAGAGGUGGCAAAGCAAGGUACCAUGAGGAGGAGGCCAGACUGGAGUCCUUUGAGGACUGGCCAUUUUAUGCCCAUGGGACAUCACCUCGUGUACUCUCAGCAGCUGGCUUUGUCUUUACAGGUAAAAGGGACACUGUGCAGUGUUUCUCCUGUGGUGGAUGCUUGGGAAACUGGGAAGAAGGAGAUGAUCCCUGGAAGGAGCAUGCCAAGUGGUUCCCCAAAUGUGAAUUUCUUCAAAGUAAGAAAUCCUCAGAGGAAAUUGCCCAGUAUGUUCAAAGCUACAAGGGAUUUGCUCAUGUAACGGGAGAACAUUUUGUGAAGUCCUGGGUUAGAAGAGAAUUACCUAUGGUAUCAGCUUACUGCAAUGACAGUGUCUUUUCAAACAAAGAACUAAGGAUAGACACGUUUAAGGACUGGCCCCAUGAUUCACCUGUGACUGUCGAAGCUUUGGUCAGAGCAGGCCUUUUCUACAUAGGCAAAAAGGACAUUGUCCGGUGUUUCUCCUGUGGAGGAUGCAUGGAGAAUUGGGUGGAAGGUGAUGACCCAAUAGAAGAACACACCAAGUUUUUUCCCAACUGUGUAUUUCUUCAAACCCUGAAGUCCUCUGCAGAAGCGAUCCCAACCCUUCAGAGCCACUGUGCAUGUCCAGAAGCCAUGGAAACCACAAGUGAAAGCAACCAUGAGGAUCCAGUGGCAGUUCAUUCUUCUGUGGCAGACUUGGGUCAGAGUGAAGCCCAGUGGUUUCAAGAGGCCAGGAGUCUGAGUGAGCAGCUGAGAGGCACCUACACCAAAGCCAGUUUCCGCCACAUGAACCUGCCCGAGGCGUAUUCCAGCCUCGGCACUGACCACUUGCUCGGCUGCGAGGUGUCCCUCAUUUCAAAGCACGUCAGCCGGCCAGUGCAAGUGGCCCUGACGAUCCCCGAGGUCUUCGCCAAUCUUAGCUCUGUCAUGUGUGUGGAGGGGGAAGCUGGCAGUGGAAAGACAACCUUCCUGAAGAGGAUAGCUUUCCUCUGGGCAUCAGGAUGCUGUCCCCUGUUGAACAGGUUCCAGCUGGUCUUCUACCUCUCCCUUCGUUCCAUCAGAGCAGACCAGGGACUGGCCGACAUCAUCUGUGCCCAGCUCCUAGAGGCAGGAGGAUGCAUCAGUGAAGUGAGCCUGAGCAGCGGCAUCCAGCACUUACGACACCAGGUCCUGUUCCUGUUGGAUGACUACAGUGGGAUGGACUCCCUUCCCCAAGCCCUAGACACACUGAUUACCAAAAACUACUUGUCACGGACCUGCUUACUGAUGGCCGUCCAUACCAACAAGGUCAGGGACAUCCGCCCAUACCUAGAUACAGUUCUACAGAUCAAAGAGUUUCCCUUUUAUAAUACUGUCUAUAUAUUAAAGAAGAUCUUCUCACAUGACAUAAUUCGUGUGGAAGAGUUUAUAAUUUACUUUGGAAAUAAUACAGAUUUACAGGGAAUUCACAAAACCCCUCUCUUUGUGGCAGCAGUAUGCGCUGACUGGCUUCAAAAUCCAUCUGACCAGCCCUUUCAGGAUGUGACCAUUUUCAAGUCCUAUAUGCAAUACCUGUUCUUAAAGCACAAAGCUACAGCCAGGCCUCUCCAGGCCACCAUGUCCUCCUGUGGGCAUCUGGCCUUGACAGGGCUUUUCUCAUCGAGCUUUGAGUUCAGUAGUGAUGACCUCAUAGAGGCAGGAGUUGAUGAAGAUGAAGAGCUCACCACCUGCUUGAUGAGCAAAUUCACCGCCCAGAGGCUGAGACCAGUCUACCGGUUUUUAAGUCCUCUGUUCCAAGAGUUUCUUGCUGCCAUGAGGCUCUCAGAACUCCUGGGGUCAGAUAGGCAGGGAGACCAAGAUCUGGGACUGUAUUAUUUGAGACAAAUUAACUCACCUCUGAAGGCUAUAAACUCCUAUGGCAUAUUUUUGCAGUAUGUCUCCGACCACUCUUCCUCAAAGGCAGGGCCAAAAGUUGUAUCUCAUUUGCUUCAGUUGGUGGAUGAGAAAGAGUCCCUGGAGAACAUGUCUGAAAAUGAGGAUUAUAUGAAGCUCCAUCCAGAAACUUUUCUGUGGUUGCAUUUUGUUAGAGGGUUGUGGCUAAAUUCUCCUGAAUCUUUCUCUUCAUUCCUUUCAGAACAUUUAUUGAACAUUGCCCUAAACUUUGCUUAUCAAAGCAACACAGUUGCUGCAUGCUCUCCAGUUAUUUUGCAGUUCCUUCGAGGGAGAACACUGGCUUUGAGAGUACUGAAUUCACAGUACUUUUGGGACCACCCAGAAAGCCUGUUACUGUUGGGGAGAUUAAAGGUUUCUAUAAAUGGAAAUGAAAUCUCAUCUCAUGUGGAUUAUUCAUUCAAGACAUAUUUUGAAAACUUACAGCCACCAGCUAUAGAUAAGGAGUACACAUCUGCCUUUGAGCACAUAAGUGAAUGGAAGAGAAAUUUUGCUGAAGAUGAGAAGAUCAUAAAACACUAUGGAAAUAUCUGGCCCAGGGUGCUCCCAGACAUCAGUGAAGGGUACUGGAAACUGUCCCCCAAGCCUUACAAGAUCCCUAGGCUGGACGUUGGAGUGAACAACAUGGGUCCGGCAGACCAGGCUCUGCUCCAUGUCCUAAUGGAAGUCUUCUCAGCUACACAGAGCAUUGAGUUCCAUUUAUUCAACAGCAGUGGCUUUCUUGAAAGCAUCCGCCCAGCUCUGGAGCUGAAUAAGACCUCUGUCACCAAGUGUUCCAUGUGCAGGCUGGAGCUCAGCAGAGCAGAACAGGAGCUGCUUCUCACCCUGUCAGCCCUGCAGUCUCUUGAGGUCUCAGGAACAAGCCAGAUUCCAGAUCAGCUCUUCCAUAACUUGGACAAGUUCCUAGGCCUGAAAGAACUGUCUGUGAGACUAGAUGGCACACAGGACGUGCUCUCAGUCCUUCCAGGAGAGUUCCCAAACCUCCAUCACAUGGAGAAGUUAUCCAUCCACACCUUCACAGAGUCUGACCUCUCCAAACUAGUUAAAUUGAUUCAGAACUCUCCAAAUCUGCAUGAUAUCCACCUGAAAUGUGAUUUCCUUUCAAACUGUGAGUCUCUCAUGUCUGCGCUUGCUUCCUGCAAGAAACUCAGAGAGAUUGAGUUUUCUGGACGAUGCUUUGAAGCCAUGCCGUUUGUCACCUUGUUGCCAAAUUUUGUUUUUCUGAAGAUAUUGAAUCUUAAAGGCCAACAAUUCCCAGAUAAGGAAACAUCAGAAAUGUUUGCCCAGGCUCUGGGUUCUCUCAGGAAGCUGGAGGAACUGCACCUUCCCAAGGGGGACGGGAUUCACCAAGUGGCCAAACUUAUUGUCCAGCAGUGUCUGCAGCUACCCUGUCUCCGAGUUCUCGCCUUUCACCACGUCUUGGACGAUGACAGUGUGACUGAAGUUGCCAGGGUGGCAACUAGCGGAGGUUUCAGAAAUGAGAACUUAGAUCUUUCAAUGAAUCACAAGAUUACUGAGGAAGGAUACAGAAAUUUCUUUCAAGCCCUGGACAACCUGCCAAACUUGCAAGAGCUGAACAUCUGGAGGCAUAUCCCAGAAUGCAUCCAAGUUCAGGCCAGCACCGUUAAGGCUCUGGGUCAGUGUGUGUCCCGACUGCCCAGCCUCACCAGGCUGGGGAUGCUCAGUUGGCUGCUGGAUGAAGAGGACAUAAAUGUUAAUGGCGUGAAGGGAAAGACCCCUCAGUCCAAACGCUGACUUCUUCUGAAAUGGAUAGUCCCGUUCUCUCCUGUUGUCAGGAGUAAAAGGAAGCUCCUGAAGGCUGCAGUUCCAAAUACCUGA
Messenger RNA from Rattus rattus (black rat), 4292 nucleotides. Its product is annotated as baculoviral IAP repeat-containing protein 1f-like. The record is from RefSeq and is a predicted model, not a curated record. Gene Ontology annotation, molecular function: cysteine-type endopeptidase inhibitor activity involved in apoptotic process; ATP binding. Lineage: Eukaryota; Metazoa; Chordata; Mammalia; Rodentia; Muridae. Gene Ontology annotation, cellular component: IPAF inflammasome complex. Gene Ontology annotation, biological process: pyroptotic inflammatory response; detection of bacterium; inflammatory response.